AUGGAUUUAAAUCUAGAUACUUUUUUUGAUCUACAAGAUCCCUCUUCUGAUCAAAAUGAUAGAAAAAACGAUCUCUUACAAUUAAUGAAAAGCUGGAUUUCUGAACGAACCGCUCCUGAAAUUUUACCUUGUCAAACAACUCUUUUAGAAAGAAUGAUGGAACGUAUUCAACGUCAGAUAAGUCAAGAUAUUAAAACCAAUUUUCGAAUGAUUUUGAUUCAGACUGAAAUAGAGAGAAUUAAAUAUAUUAUUCGUUCGUAUUUGCAGACAAGAAUAUAUAAAUUAGAUAAAUAUGCAAUUUAUAUAUUACAAACACCGGAAUCUUUAGCAUGUCUUUCUUCUAUAGAAAUAGAAUAUUUAAAGAAACAUCAAGAAAUUUUAAUGAAUUAUUAUACAUCAGCAGUUUUAAAGUAUCUUCCAAAAAAAUUACAAAGAUUGGAUGAUACACAGGGAGGAAUUUCUAUGAUUGAAAAACCAGACUUAGAAACAGCGGUUUUUUGUAGAGUGAUUAAUACAGUAGAACAAGAUAUUCCUAUUAGUAAGAAUGAAACAAUUACGCUUAAUAAAGGAAAUAUUUAUCUUCUUAAAUAUAAAGUUAUACGAUCUUUUUUACGUACAGGAGAUGUUGAAUUAAUCUAA
Messenger RNA from Pneumocystis murina B123, 639 nucleotides. RefSeq lists its product as hypothetical. The coding region runs from base 1 to 639 and encodes 212 amino acids. Gene Ontology annotation, cellular component: GINS complex. The transcript has 5 exons. Gene Ontology annotation, biological process: double-strand break repair via break-induced replication; DNA-templated DNA replication. The record is from RefSeq and is a predicted model, not a curated record. Lineage: Eukaryota; Fungi; Ascomycota; Pneumocystomycetes; Pneumocystales; Pneumocystaceae.